GGAAAUGUAUUCAGAAACUCAGAUCUUAGUAAGUCUGAGGUUCAGGGAUUGCAAACCUGUCUCACUCAAAUCAUUAAAAGUAUUAAAGAUAAGGUAUGCAGCAUUCCUAGUUCUUCUGCUGAUCAAAGCUCAGCAAGCCUGAUCCAGGCUGUACCCUUUAUUAAGACAGAAAGAAUGGAUGAGGAAUGUUAUGAAUCCAGCAUUAAUUCUCCACAUAGUUUGCUUGAUGUUCCCCUCCAUCCCUUAGAAUGUAGGGAACAAUUAAAAAUGAUUAUAAAAAAAGAAGAACCUGACGGUAAUGUACACCUAAAGACACAGAUUAAAAAGGAAAAAUUAGAUGAUGCAAGUACUUUCAUUUCUGCCCAGGAGGUACCAAAAAGACUGCAUGAAGGAUGGCAAUUUAAAUUAUCUAAAGUAAUUGAAAAAGCGACAAGUUUGAAGCAAAACACAGUAGAUGUAGUGCCUGAAAGUAAAAUAAGCAGCAGUGAAGUUAACUCCAACCCAGUACAAAAGCCAUAUGAAAAAGCAAAAAGUUUACCAUAAUGAAAGCAAGUCAGAUGAUUUAAGUGACAGUGAUGAAAACAUAUCUCGGAAAGAACGUUUCAAAAAAUGUGUGGACAAAAGUCAACAGACCACUCAUGGCAGUCUUCCUGUAAGUGAGCAUUUUCAAAGACUGUCCUUAGGCAACAACCCAGCAAUUCGACCCAUAAAGAAAGAAUUUCAAGGGGUCGCUGAGGUCAGCUCUUCCAGCUUUGUUGAAAGCAAUGCUGACACUGUAGUGGACAAUGAAAUGGAUGAUGAUGCUCUCCCCUUGGCUGUGGUUAAGAAAAAGCUUCUAACGAAAAAUUCCAAAAAGUCAGCUCUUAUAAACAUUCAAAUGAACCACAAUUGCAAUAACACAGCAGAGGUGACCCAGAAAAAAGAUUCAAAUUUUUCUGCUGAUUCAAAUCGGCAGGUAUCUGAUGUACCUGAGUAUUCUUCAAUAAAGAGGAAAGUUAAAGGGGCAACCAGAGCUAUUGGGGAUGAUGAUAUUUCCGUCAAAACAGAAAUUGAUAGUAUCAUAACAAUCUCAGAUGACACUGACCAAGAAGAAGAAGAAGAAGAAUCUUUUUGCAAAUCUGGUCAAGAUACUUCAGAAAAACUGAUGCAUAGACCAGAACAAGUUAAGUCUGAGCCUGGCAAUCCAAGUUUUGAGGAGUAUGGAUCACAAUGUUUCGAAUUUGAAACUGAGGAUGAUAUAUAUUCUGUGUGGACUGACUCACAGUUGGAGGAGAAGCCUAAUAAUGUCCAAGAAAAUAAAUCCUCAAGGCCAGAGACCAGUAGUAUUGAGGACUUGGACCAGAACAAUGAUUUCAAUCAGUGGGGGUAUGACACGGACUACGUUUCUGAUGAAAUGAUAGCAAAUGCAGCAGAAAAUGCAGAACAGCAAUUUAAACUAUCAACCUCUGCUGCAAACACUCAGUCUAGAAAGGAGCACGGUGUUAAUAAAGCACAUGAAGCUGUGAAUUCCAGCAUGUUUUAUGGAAAACGAUCCCAUGAGUCUGUCACUGAAAGAGGUCCUAAAGGUAAACGGCCCAAAUUGGCUAAAGAACCAUUUUCUUUCAAUGCCAAGAGUAGAAACACAGAAGCUCCAACAACACAAAGAAAACUGCAAACUGCCAAAGCAAACAAAGCUGAAGAUCUUUUAAAGGCUCAGGGACAUGUCAGGAAGAAUGGAAGCCCAAGUAAAGGUUCCCUUGCUGUGGUCCCACCAAAGAAACUACACAAGUGUCCUGAACCAACCUCCACUGUCGAAAAGCUAAGGCUAAAAAAGCCUCCCCGCAGAGCUUUUGACCUGUCCCAAAGAUCCCUUGAUAGCUUGGCCGAAUUACGAAAUUAUGGCAAAUCUGCAGGAUUUGUUGAGACUAAAAAACCUAAAUCAAAACUUAUUUCACCACAGUCAAUUUUAACAAAAGGUAAUAAGUUGUUAGCUUGCCAGGAUCAACAGUUUUAUCGACAGUCCAGGCCUAAGGAUACAGAGAAAAGGAGAUUGAGUAGUGGUUCUGAAAACAGUGGCAAAAAUGCAGGGAUGCCAACAAAGCAAAGUGGACACAAGCCAGGGGAUCAGACCUCUCUUCCAGAUCAACUGAACAGAGCAGAGAAUCUAGAGAGGCCAAAACAGGAAGAACCUCAGGGAUGUGGGCUUAUGGAUGCAAAAAAAAAUUACAUUAGCAUUUCUGAAACAACUAAAGAUACUGAAACUAAUGACCAUCCUGUUGCUGACUUGGUGCCGCAGUUGAAUUCUCAAGAGAAUGACCAUGCUCAGUCUACCAUGCCAACUACUCCUUAUGAUCACAGAGAUAAUGAUGAUGAUGAUGAUGAAAAUGACUUGUUUUUAACACAGGCAGAUCCAAUUGAUAUGGAUUUGUGUUCGCAGUUAGAGACUGACAUAAGUGUUGGCAUACCUCAAGAAACGUGUCUGUCCAAUGUUGAUCAUUGUCCAUCAGUUCCUCAUCUGACAGAUGUACCAAAAUGCAGUUUUAAGGACUGCACAGAGCUUGUCACAGUUUCUGGUGAUAAGUGUCAGAUACAGUCUGCUCCUGAGAAAAAAGAGGAUCACAUGUUUGCCCGACCUGGUUUGCCCCCUUCUCUUCAAAAACCACACAGACCUUCCACUGCUAAAGUUUAUAGUUCUGGGACAACCUCUCGAACUGCCAGUCUCACAAAAAGAUCUCGAAAGCCUCCCAAAGCACCUGCCUACUGCAAAGGCAAAAACUCCGUCAUCAAAACCAUCUGUGCCUAGAACAACUAUGCAACCUUCUGUCCAAAACAAAGCUCCAGUGUCUCAGAGUACAAGCAAUGUUCUGAAACCUCUGAUCAAUCAAAACAACAUCCCCAUACAGUGCAGUUCUAAUUCUAUUCAAAGAACUGGAAUGAAUCCUCUUGCUUCUUUCCGAACACCACAUAGGGACCAGACCUGGUUGCUGCGAGAAGUUCUGAACUGGAAAUUUGAUAUGUUUGACAACAUUGCACAGUUUGGGCCCCCCAACAAACUUUGUCAGUUGCCAUUGUUAAAAGUACCACUCAGAUUUUCAGAUUAUGAGGAGUACUUCACCGUCUUUUGCCCAUUGAUGCUCCUGAACACUUUUGAAUCGCUGGCACAGGAAUGGGCAGUAAAACAACCUUCACUCACUUCCCAUUUGUGUAAGCUUCACUUGCAAAAUUUCUGCUCGGAAAAAAACCAGAUGUACAGAGGAGAAUUCCAAGUCUGGAUUCGAAAUAUGGAUUUGAACAUGCAGUGGCUCCCAAAAGAAGGCGAUCUUGUAUUCCUGAUAGUGCCUGAGUCUCCAAGCACAUCGCCCAAAGAAGAGAGUGAUUUACAAGCACCCCCAUUUUACCACACAGGACAUGUUUCCCGCUUCAUACGCACGCAAUACACACAGACCUUGGAGAAGGAACAGUACACACUCUGUGAGCUGAGCAUUCACACCCAUGGAAAUCUUUUACCAUACUGCAAACAGCAAGUACGGUGUGCAGUGAUUGGCAGCUUGAUAACCACUCAGAGGCAGUACAAAGCUCUUAUACAACUGCAGAGGAACCCUUUAUUUAAGCCUAUUAUCUAUCCUACCAUGAAUGAUUUCCUUCCACGAAAUAAGCUUGAAAACAAUGGCAGUUGGCUUCCCAUCUCGAAGGAGUUCAACAGUGACCAGAGAAACGCCAUUGAGAAUGCCUAUGCUAUGGUUACACAGCACCCCCGAUUGCCAAGAAUAUGUAUGAUCCAUGGACCUCCUGGCACUGGAAAGUCAAAGACUAUCGUUGGCUUGCUCUAUAGAAUUCUCAUGGAGAAGCAGAGAAAUAUUCCUGAUCAGAACUUCAAUGCCAAGAACAAGAGAAACCGAGUACUUGUGUGUGCUCCUUCCAAUGCUGCCCUGGAUGAUCUGAUGAAGAAGAUUAUAUUGGAGUUCAAGGAAAAAUGUCAUGAUAAGAAGAAUACUCUGGGAAACUGCGGUGACAUUAACUUGGUCAGGUUGGGUUCAGAGAAAUCCAUUUCCUCAGAUGUUGUGAAAUUUAGUCUGGACUGCCAAGUGAACUACAGAAUCAACAAAGCUUCUCAAGAUCCCUCUGUGCUCAAGCAAAAGGAAGCAUUGGACAAACAACUGGAUGAAUUCUCCCGUCAGAGAGCUAUGGAGAGGUGUCACAAGAAAACUUGUGACGAGUUGGAUCAGAAAAUAGCCAAACUGACAAGAGAGAGGCAGUAUGUGGCCAAUGUGUUAAAGGAGCAGCGUAGACGACCUCAGGAAGUUCAACGGAAUAUCAUUCUGGAGUCUCAUGUCAUUUGCUGCACACUGAGCGCGAGUGGUGGCAUCCUGCUGGAAUCAGCCUUCAGGCAGCUUGGACAGGAGCCAUUCAGUUGUGUCAUUGUGGAUGAGGCAGGGCAGUCAUGUGAAGUGGAGACCCUCAUUCCGCUUCUCCACCGAUGUUGUAAAUUGGUGUUAGUGGGAGACCCAGAACAACUUCCACCAACUGUUAUAUCAAUGAAAGCAGAGGAACUAGGUUAUGGGCAAUCUUUGAUGUCUCGGCUCUGCCAAAUCCUAGAAGCCUCUGGCACCAAUACUCCAAUCAUGCGUCUGACAAUACAAUACCGUAUGCACCCUGAUAUUUGCCUCUUUCCCUCCAAACACUUUUACAACUCUAUGCUGAAAACUGAUAGGGCAAUAGAGGAAGUCCGGUGCUCCUCAGACUGGCCAUUCCAACCUUACAUGGUAUUUGAUGUUUCUGAUGGUUUAGAAAUGAAAGAGAAGGAGUCCUUCUCCAACCUAUCGGAAAUCCAAAUGGUGGUGGCCCUAAUAAAGCUUAUUAAGAGCAAGAAAAAAGAGUUCUGCUUCCGAAAUAUUGGCAUUAUUACCCCGUACCGUGCUCAGAAAAUCAGGCUUAUUGCUGAGCUUAAGAAAACUUUUGGUGAUAACUCAAUGCCAGGUGAAGUGGACACGGUUGAUGGUUUCCAAGGUCGACAAAAAGAUUGUAUAAUUGUCACAUGUGUACGAGCCAAUUCAAUCCAAGGCUGUAUUGGAUUUUUGGCCAGUAGACAACGUUUAAAUGUGACAAUUACAAGAGCCAAAUUCAGCCUGUUCAUCUUAGGAAGCUUUCGAACACUGAUGGAGAACAAGGACUGGAACCAUUUAAUCCAGGACGCACAGCGUAGAGGUGCUCUUGUAAAAACAAAGAAGGAACUUUACCAGAGAGAUGUGAACAGAAUACUGAAACUGAAGCCUGUAAUACAGAGGACUACUUCUUUUCCUCCCACUAAACCAGUAGAAGUCCACACACCUCCAGUGGAAGCACCAGGCAGAGGCAUCAAUACUCUACCAGUACAUGGAGGUCCACCUCUCACAAGAACUAUAGCACACCCUGCUGUAGAUGUAAGGUUACACAACAGUUCCAGGUCUCUGUCGGUACCCCCCCCCAGUGCCAGAAAGGAAAAUACCCAGCAAUAUGGGACCUCCUGCUAUUCCUUUAGCAUCAAGUGGAAAGCUGCGGGAUCCCAGACUGGCGCGCCGGUGUGAAGAAACAAGGAGUAACAACACACCACCAUCUAGUCUGCAGCAGAGUUCUAAUACAAACUUUUCCCAAGGUCGUCGCUAUCAGAACUUUUCUCCAUCUUCCGGCACGGGAGUUAAACGACCUUCACAGCCUUCACGUGGAGAUCCGUGGUCCAGCCAACUACAAAAUGAAGACAGAGAUCAAGAAUAUCGAGGUCAUAAAGCCAAGCAAUUCCAGAAAAGGAAAGUGUCUUAG
Messenger RNA from Staurois parvus, 5775 nucleotides. NCBI's taxonomy places the organism in Eukaryota, Metazoa, Chordata, Amphibia, Anura, Ranidae. The record is from the annotation of a GenBank genome assembly.